AUGACUAUCGGCAGAGAUUCCUCUUCCCAAACAUCAUGCCUGUUCAAUGAGGAUGCGCUCAUCAACCGCCUUCUCCCGCCAGAACUGCUCGCCACUAUCAUGAUCCUCAGCAUCGGCCAGGACUGGCACGAGAAGCGGCCCUUCAUGGAGCCUCUCGCAUUCAGUCGGGUCUGUCGCUACUGGCGCAGCGUCUGCCUGAACACGCCGCAGAUUUGGUCGUCAAUCUCUUACGGAGGCCUCUACCCGGACGGUGUUCGUAACGACAAGUUAGACGGGUAUACUCCGCUCAUGUGGCGCUCUGGCGCAGUCGAGCUGGCCGCUUUGCGCGAACAACUGCGCCGAUCGGGGACAUUGCCACUGGACAUCGUGAUCGGCAGAUACCACGACGAUGACAACGCUCCUGCUGGCGUCGGUCGCAAGCUGCAUGAAGAUGACAACUUCAUCUACCUCUGGAGGACCGUCUUUCGAGAAUUGCCACGGUGGCGAACGGUCUCGUUGGUCCUGGACGAUCACCUUCGUUGCGCAGCCCCGAAGCCCUUCGAUUGCGCUCUCAAGGCCCCAAUUCUUGAGGAAGCCACCAUCAUCUGCUCGCAUGGGUACGGUGACAGGAUUGACUUCCGAUGGCUGGCCAGAGCGCAGGCACUUCGCCGCUUGCAUCUCUUACAAACGCCGUCGCCUUCGCGCAUACAGCUACCCUGGGAAGGCCUUACCCACCUCACCCUCGAUCUUCGAAGUGUCGAGGAGACGACGCUGUAUGACUGCUUCGAGGUCCUACCUCGGUGCGUCGCUCUCGAGCAUUUGAGGAUCGCCGUCGGCACAGGCGGAUAUCCUGGGCUUGAAUCACCUGUUGUCCUCCCCUCGUUGCGCUCGCUCGUACUCGAUCGGGCAAGCUCAUUGUGUCAAUGCAUAUGUGCGCCCAAACUUGAGUAUCUCGCCUGCUAUAUGAGGCCUUUCUGGAGGCCUUUCGCCCUGACACAGAGUCUCAUCGAGCUUGCCCGCCGAGGGCCCGGUCUUCAAGGACUCCAAGAACUUGUUCUCGUGUUCCAACAAGACCCCGCGUCAGUGCGCGUUCAGUCGGCUGCCGCACUGGGUGCUUUCUUCGUCACGCUCCAAAUCUCGCCCGGAUCUCCUGUUGACUUGCCUAGCGAGUUGGAGGAACAUACACUGGAUGAGCUCCUUGAGCUCUUACCCGCUCUAGAAUGUUUGGACCUAACGACGGAUGACUUGGGCCGCGUCGACCUUGCAAACUUGCGGGUGGCUUCUUCCCUGCGCGAUCUAGCCAUAGAGGGCGAUCUUUCCGAAAAAAGCCUUGCCGAUCUGCGAGCGCUGUUCGCCGAUGGAGGGUUGCGCAACCUGACGAACCUGACUCUGCGCCAGACCAAUAUCUCUAAAGGGUUUAGCACGGGCUAUGAAGGCCUAGUAGCUGCGCUGGGCCAACGUGGUGUGACCGUAGAGACGUUGAAUGUGGGCCGAGGCGACUGCAAUGGGCAGAGGCCGGUAGACGAUUCUCUCUGGAGUGACGAAGUACAAGCACCGUCCUGCAUACCUAUGUAG
Messenger RNA from Schizophyllum commune H4-8, 1554 nucleotides. RefSeq lists its product as uncharacterized. Lineage: Eukaryota; Fungi; Basidiomycota; Agaricomycetes; Agaricales; Schizophyllaceae. The coding region runs from base 1 to 1554 and encodes 517 amino acids. The transcript has a single exon. The record is from RefSeq and is a predicted model, not a curated record.